This is a messenger RNA of Grus americana (Whooping crane), 5607 nucleotides long. RefSeq names its product transmembrane protein 132E (gene TMEM132E). NCBI's taxonomy places the organism in Eukaryota, Metazoa, Chordata, Aves, Gruiformes, Gruidae. The record is from RefSeq and is a predicted model, not a curated record. Bases 247 to 3411 code for a protein of 1054 amino acids. The transcript is spliced from 9 exons.
UGGAGUGCUCUGCUCAGUGAGUUGGAGGGGGGGGGGCACAAAGCCGAGGCCCCCCUAACCUGAGCCGGGUCUCCCCCCCUCCCCAAAUUCCGCCGUUGGCUGCUGCUCCCGGCUCGCACGUGGUUGGAUUUAGGGGAUUUCUGCGGUUUUUUGGUGCUUGGUUUGGAUUCCUUUUAUUUGUUUAUUUUUGUUGCCACGGGGGUGGCUCGGGGUCCACCCGGCUUUCUGGCUGCCCCCCACCUUGCAAUGGCCUCCCCGGAGAAGAUGCAGAAGAUGCACCCCGGGCCGGCCGCUCUGCUCUGCUGCCUCUGCUCCCUGCUGCUCCGCGCCCACGCCAAGGGGCCAGCCCCCAGCCCCGAGCCUGCCGAGCCCCCCGGUGCCAUCACGCUGCCUGUGAGCUACCGCCUGUCCAACACCCGCUUGGCCUUCUUCCUCAAGGAGGUGGGAGCCGGCCCGGCAGGCAACGGCAGUGCCCCGCUGCAACGCGCCGAGCCCUUCGUUGUCUUCCAGACCAAGGAGCUGCCGGUCCUCAACGUCACCCUGGGGCCCUUCAGCACGGGGCUGGUGCUGCCCAAGGAGCAGCUGCAGCCCUCCAGCACCCUGGAGGUCCCCGACCGCCUCACCGUCAACUGGAAGGUGCGCGCCUUCAUCAUCCAGCCCCGACUGGUGGCCAACCAGCCUGUGGUCCAAGUGCUCUUCUAUGUAGCCGGCCGGGAUUGGGAUGAUUUCGAUGUCACUGACCGGCUGCCCUGUGUGCGGCUCCACGCUUUUCGUGAUGCCCGUGAGAUCAAGAGCUCGUGUCGCCUACGGGGCAGCCUGGCCACGUGCCUGGUGCAGGCAGAGCUGCCCCACGCCUGGUUCGGUCCCCCGGCCGUGCCGCUGGGCAGGCGGAAGAGCCCUGAGAGCCUGGAGGUGCCGGGCGAGAGCCAGCAAGCCGAGCUGUACUACACCCUGCAUGCCCCCGACGGGGCCGGCCAGUGCCUUGGGGAGACGGUCCCCCGCCGCGGGGCUGGGGGGGCCAGGACCGAGGGUCCCACACAGCACCCGCUGCUGCGCAUUGGCAGUGUCAGCCUCCUGCAGCCCACCCCCGGGCAGCCCAUGCAGGAGCAUCGGUUGGAUGGCAAUGUCUUCAUCCGCCUGCCCGACAAGCCCCUCAAGCCGGGUGAGGUGCUGAGCAUCCUCCUCUACCUGAUGUCCAACUCCACAGUGGAGCACUUCACACUCAGGGUGAAGGCCAAGAAAGGCGUCAACCUGCUCAGCACCAAGUCAAGGAGCGGGCAGUGGCUGGUGAGCUCAGAGCUUCUGACGGGCGGCAAGCACUCCACUGCCACUGUCGACGUGGCAAGGGUGGAUGGCACUGGACCCAGGGACGGGGACUCCUCCUCUGAGAUCAUGCAGCUGGAUUUUGAGAUGGAGAACUUCACCAGCCAGUCGGUGACACGCCGCAUCAUGUGGCACAUUGACUACCGGGGCCGCAACCCCCCGCCUGACCUGGAGAAGGUGGUGACGGAGCUGACAGUCAUCCAGAGGGACAUCCGGGCCAUCGUGCCCCUGGCCAUGGACACGGAAAUCAUCAACACGGCCAUCCUGACGGGGCGGACAGUGGCCAUUCCCGUGAAGGUCAUCGCCAUUGAGCUGAGCGGCGUCAUCGUGGAUGUCUCGGCUAUGGUCGAGUGCAAGUCCAACAACGAAGACAUCAUCAAGGUCUCCAGCAGCUGUGACUACGUCUUUGUCAGUGGGAAGGAGUCGCAGGGCUCCAUGAGCGCCCGGGUCACCUUCACCUAUGAGCACCUCUCUGCCCCGCUGGAGAUGACGGUGUGGGUGCCCAAACUGCCACUGCACAUCGAGCUCUCGGAUGCCCGGCUGAGCCAAGUGAAAGGUUGGAGGGUGCCCAUCCUGCCGGACAGGAGGUUGGUGCGGGACAGCGAGCAUGAGGAGGACGAAGAGGAGCGGAAGCAGAGCCGGGGCUGUGCCCUGCAGUACCAGCACGCCACAUUGCAGGUCUUCACCCAGUUCCACACCACGGCAGCGGAAGGCACAGGGCAGGUGGUCACCAUGCUGGGACCCGACUGGCUGGUGGAAGUCACCGACCUGGUCAGCGACUUCAUGCACGUGGAUGACCCACGGGUGGCCCACAUGGUGGACAGCUUCACGCUGGCUGGGAGGGAGCCGGGCACCACACUCUUCAAGGUCGUGUCCCCGCUCAUGGAGGCAGUGCUGGGGGAGACACUGGUGACGGUGGCAGAGGAGAAAGUCAGCAUCACAGACCUGAAGGCCCAGGUGGUCUCCAGCCUCUCGCUGUCCCUUCACCCCAGCCCUGGCAAUAGCCACACCAUCAUUGCCCGGACGUCCGUGCAGCAGACCCUCAGCUUCUUCAAGCAGGAAGCGCUCCUGAGCCUGUGGAUUUCCUACAGCGAUGGCACCACGGCCCCCCUCUCCCUCUAUGACCCCAAGGACUACAACCUGGUGGUGAGCAGCCUGGAUGAGAAGGUGGUCUCAGUGACCCAGGACCGAGCGUUUCCCUUGGUGGUGGCAGAGAGCGAAGGCGCGGGGGAGCUGCUGCGGGCCGAGCUGGUCAUCUGCGAGAGCUGCCAGAAGACCAAGCGCAAGAGUGUGCUCUUCACAGCCUUGGCCAGUGUGCGGGUACACUUUGGAUCUGAGGAGGACCCAACCUAUGACUAUGAUCAUGUGCCCAGCAAGCCGGGGCUGGCAGAGACAGGGGCGAGCACCACCCUGCGGGCAGAGGUGGAGAGGAAAGCGGAGCCGAGCGAGGACAGUAGGAUGUCCAGUGCAUCUCACCCCACCGAGGACUUCCCCACCAUCCCCACUGGCUUUGUCCAGGUGACCAGGGGGCUGACGGACCUAGAGAUAGGCAUGUACGCCCUCCUGGGCGUCUUCUGUCUGGCCAUCUUGGUCUUCCUCAUCAACUGCAUUGUCUUUGUGCUGAAAUACCGGCACAAACGCAUCCCACCUGAAGGCCAGACCAACAUGGACCAUUCCCACCACUGGGUCUUCUUGGGCAACGGGCAGCCCUUGCGGGCUCACAAUGACCUCUCCCCCCAGCCUGAGAGCCCUGGGAACCCCCUGGAAAAUGUCCAGACCUGCUGCCAUGGGGACCACCACAGCAGCGGGAGCUCGCAGACGAGCGUGCAGAGCCAGGUCCAUGGCCGUGGGGAUGGUUCCUCGGGGGGCUCCACGCGGGACCAGAGCGAGGACCCGCUCAACUCACCCACCUCCAAACGGAAGCGGGUGAAGUUCACCACCUUUGCCACGCUGCCCUCUGAUGAGCUGGCCUACAACUCCAUCCCCAUCGCUGAUGAGGAGGACUUGGAGUGGGUCUGCCAGGACAUGGGGCUGCAAGACCCCGAAGAGCUUCACAACUACAUCCGCAGAAUCAAAGAGAUCGCUUAACGCAGGGGCAGAGGGGAUGGGGCGGGAGGGAGGGGGCUGCCACGCCGUGCCACGCCACGCCAUACCAUGCCACACCACGCUGGCUGCUUCCCUGGGGCUGGAGACCCAAAUUUGGCUCUCUCUUGCGUGAUCCCUCUUCUGCACAUCUCACGUCCUCCUCACCCUGUCGGAAGGCACCCGUAGGGGCCUUUUUCUUUUCUUGCCCUUUACCGUCUGGUUUUCCCAGGAGAGGCAGCUGCACACACGCGGCCCCCCAUCCCAUCAGCCUGCGGCAAGGGGGCAGCAAGGGAGGCGAACCGGGGGGCAGAGAUGGAUGGGGUCAAAAUCUCGGGGUGUGUGCGUGGGGCAGGAUGAUGUCCUGCUGUGCAGGGGGUAGAAAAGGGGAGAUGUCCCGUCCUCCCCAGGAGCCCAGCGGGGCAGUGGCAGAUGGGGGCAUCCCGAAGACAACCCCCGCUGCCUUUGCUGCACUCAGUUGCACAAUUUUGGAGGUGAGUGCUGGUUCAGGGAUUUGCUGCCCCAAGACUGUUGGGGUGUUGGGGGCUCCCCCGGCUGCAGCCCGCUGCCUCGCACUGUGGGUGAUGCUGGGUGAGCCCGGAGGGGAGGGCAGCUGCCCGUGGGCUGAGGCCCCAUGGCCACGGGUCCGGGGCACCGCUGCCCCUGUCGCCUGCUGUGUCCCAGCCCCAGACGCCCAGCUUGCCCCGCUCCCUUUGGCGUGGGCCCUGUGGCACCGUGACAGUAAUGUUUGCCACAUUUGCAUCGCUGGGGGACUGUGGGUGGCUGCCUCUGCCCCCCCACCUUGCUGUCUGGGAAGGGCUGCGGUUCCCGGGCAGGGGCACUUUGGGGGCGGCCAGCAAGCUUGCUGCCUGUGAGCUUGCCUGCCCUUGCCUCCCCCUCCGUUUCCAGCCGUGGGGCCGGUGCUGGGUCCCCUCCACCCAAUAGUGCUGCUGGGACCUCCAGGGCCAGCCCCUGGUUUCUGCCGCGCCCCCAGUGCUGGGACGUGGCUCUGGGACUGGGAGGUGGUGUGGGGGCUUCCUGCUGCCCCGGGGGGCCAAGCCUGGGUGGGGACACCCACAACCGCACCUGGCCUGAGUCUCCCAGUGCCAGCCCAGUUCCCCCAGUGCCAGCCCAGCAGGGAUGCCCGGAGCCAGGCUGAACCUCCGUGGUGCCUUCUGACUGCCAUAACCCAAUGCCUCCCCGGUCACCCCGUGCUGGUGGCAGCUCCCAGCCCCUCUGGCUCACCUGAGAGGCCCCCCCAGCCCAGGGCCACCCCAUCUCCAGCCCAGUGCAGAGCAUCCUCAGCCAGGUUAGACCUGGGUACCAGGGCUGGCAGGCUGGGGGUCCCGGGCUGUGGAGAUGGGGACCCCCCUGGCAUCACCUGGUGUAGGGGGGAGGCAGAGGCUGGCAGCGGAUUAUUUCUGGAUUGAAAGUUACCCACCACUGUGUCUCUUUUUUUUUUUUCUUAAAUAAAAGACCAGAAAAGAAAAAAAAAUGAAAAAAAAGCCAAAACCAAAAUGCAUUGCAGCACUCCGAUGAGCCGUAUCUCUGCUGUGGUGCUUGGGGCAGCUGCUCCCAGCGGUUUGGGGGGUUGGACCCAGUGGGUGCAGCGUCUGCUGCGGGGGGGGACACAAACUGCUGUGGUCCUGGAGGCAUGGCUCAGCUUUGAUCCCCACCUAAGCUCUGAGCACUUUGGGGUCAAAGCUGUGGAUUUAGGACUCCUCCCUCCAAAAUCCUCCUCUGCUGGGCAGCCCAGUCAAAGACUAGUGGUCAGGAACGAGGCGAUGCUGCAGCUCCAUCCUCACUGGCCCUUGUGCCUCAGUUUCCCUGGCAGGCAAGCAGCAGCUUGUGGUGGUGUGUGGUGCUUCAAAAGCCUCUUUAAAGAGUUUAUCAAAUUUGAGCUAUGAAAAUUUGUCCCCCAAGCAGCCUUAAAACUUACCUGAUAGCUCUAUGCUGAUUUUAUAUAUACAUAUAUAUAUGGGGGAAUUGAGAUGCGCUCAAAGGCCAGGCAGCUGAUGCAGUUAGGUUUUACUGUGCCCUGUUAUCUAAAGGACCCAGGUCUGGCUGAACGAGCCACUGAGCUGAUAGCGGCUCUGAGCAGUAAAAUUAAUACAGCCGACUUCCCUGCUUGGAACUGCCAAACCUCCUUGUUAAAUUAACAUAUAUGAAUAUUUGGAAAAAAAAAAAAAAGGAAGAAAAGGA